Molecule: messenger RNA, 3579 nt
Organism: Castor canadensis (American beaver)
Lineage: Eukaryota; Metazoa; Chordata; Mammalia; Rodentia; Castoridae
Gene: Tspan32
Product: tetraspanin 32
Cellular component (GO): membrane
Source: RefSeq, a predicted model, not a curated record
CAGAAGAGAGGGAGGAGAGUGACACAAUGGGGCCUCGGAGUCGAGUCAGGCUUGCCAAAUGUCAGAUGCUGGGCACCGGCUUCUUUGUCUUGCUUCUGGGCCUCUCUGUGGCCACCAUGGCAGCUUUCACUCAUUUUGGGGACCAGUUUGCUGUCAUCAGCCACGCAUCUUUGGAGAGGAAUCCAUACCAGGCCAUGGACCACUGGGCUUUCUAUGUGGGGAUCAGCCUGGCAGGCCUGCUGAGCCUGGGGGCCACCCUGAGUGCUGUAGCCACAGUAAGGGAGGCCCAAUGCCUCAUGGCUGGGGGUUUCCUGUGCUUUGCCCUCGUGUUCUUGGUCCUGGUGCAGGUGGCCUUCUGGAGACUCCGCAAUCCCACCCAGGUAGAAGAUGCCAUGCUGGACAUUUAUGAUCUGGUGUAUGACCAGGCAGUGAGGAACCCAUCCAGCGCCCGGUGGCAGGAGCUGGCCGCCAUUCAGGACACGUUUCUGUGCUGUGGGAAGACAUCUCCUUUUGGAAUUCUGGGGAGUGCUGAAGCCAACCUGUGUCAGGGCAAGGAGGCAGCAAGACAGGACUGCCUUCAGAGCAUUGGGAGCUUCCUGAGGACACAUGGGAACAUCACCUCCACCCUCACCAGCAUUGGCCUGGUCCUCAUGGUGUACGCCAUGCUGCUCAGUGCCUUCCUCUGGCUGGCCAUCCGCUCUGGCUGCGGUUUGGACCGCAAAGGCAGAUAUGCCCUGACCUCACGAAACCAUGGCUGCCAGCCCCAAGAGCCCAGCCUCUUUAGACGCGCUCAGGGUGGACCUGCAUCUCAAGACCCCUCUGAAGCAAAAGCUUUCGUCCACCAUUGGGGUCCCACAGGACACUUGGAUGGCCCUCCGCGGCUCCAGGGUUGAUGCUGUGUUUCAAUGCCUUGUCCUGCCACCUGUCUGCCCGCAGAGUCAAAGACACUGGCCAUACCCCCUUCACAUGAUCCUCAAGGAGGAGAUAAACCCCUUGGUGGGACAGGGACAGGGGCAGGGGCAGGGGACACCCAGCCAGGUGGACAGGCUCCAUGUAGAGCGGUUGAAAGUCCUAGGGUAACUCACCGCGUCUGUGAGAGAGGAUGGGAGGAACAGGAGCAGAGGAAGCCAGUCGGGGUACGACAUCGCCACUUGCUUCCUCCGUGCUGCUUAACAAAGAACAUGAACUUGAUCACUGCGUUAGGUCUCAUCUGUGACAAAAUACCCGAGAAAACCAACUUAAGGAGGAAGGGUUUAUCUGGGCUGAUGGUUUCAGAGGCCCAUCCAUGGAUUAAGUCAGAGCCCUCAUUACCCAACCACGUCCCCAAAGCCCCACCUGUGAACAUUGCCCUGGGGACCAAGUAUCAUGGUUCGUUCAUCCCUAACAGCUUAGAGCAGCUCCCCUCACCGUCUCACCAUUCUCCAUCAGAGUCCAGGUGGGCUGGCCAGGUUCUCCAUCCACUCAGGGUCUCACUAAGCCAAAAGCAAGGGACAGGCCAGCUGGACCCACUCUAGGCUUCUGGGAGAAUCUCCUUCCAGGAUGCCCGCUCUGGCUGCUGGAAUGGACCCAGUUUCAUGAAGCUGUAGGCUGAGGUCCCUGUCUGCUCGCUGGCUGCCAGCUGGGGUCACGCUCAGCUCCGUGAAGUCCCCUACUCCUCCUGUGUCCCCUCUGCCUUCAGAGGGGCAGGCGGAGUCUUCUUCUUACUUGUACCAGCCAGGGAAGCGCUCUACUUAUAUAAGGGUCUGGUGAAUAAGUUUAGGCCUGCUGGAUGAUCUCCAAUCUGAAGGAGAAUCUUUAAUUGUGGUAAAGAAAAUAAAACCUGAAAUUUCCUAACUUAACCCUUUCUAAGUAUGCAGAACAUUCUCAGUGCUGUGCAGCCACCCACCUCCAGAAUGUUCUCAUCUUCCCAACCUGAAACUAUGUCCCCAUAAAACACUGACUCCCCAGACCCCUUCCAGUCCCGUCCUACUUUCUGUCUCUGUGGAUCUGGGGACCUCCUACAAGUGGAAUCUUGUGUGUCCUUUCAGGAGUGGCCAUUCUCACUGAGCACAGUGUCCUCAACAUACACCCCUGUUGUAUGUGUCAGAAUUCCUGAGAAAUCUUACCAUAUUUGCAGCGACCUCAUUGUCACAUGUCCCAAGAGAUUACUGCAGGACAUUGAGGGAAUGGGUGAAAUUUUAGAAGUCCGGGCUCCCAUAGCCACUCUCACUGGAUAGUCAAACUACCUGUCUGGUGAACUGGCUCCUGUUGCCUCUGUAUGCUCACACAAUUUACUCAAACUGCUAAGUCCUAGGGGACCCCACAUUGGCCCAGCCUAGGCCAAGACCCUAAUGCAGCCGGCAAAAGAACUUGCACAGAGCGAGGUGCUUCUGCCUCCCACCAAGACCAGCAAGGGAUUCCCCAAAUAAGAACUAUCCUACAAUGGGCAGCCAAAGGCCCCCACACCUACCCGUAUCUACGACACACCCUUCUUCCCACACGUACACUUCCCAAAAUAAGGAGCUCCCGCCUCAGACAAAUCACUCCACACCUGGAAACACAAGGGACUCAUCACCAAAGGAAGACACCUGAGUCUCCAAUGGUGGGUGUUCUUCCUCUGGGUCCAUUCUCCUCACCGUUCUGCAAAAUCAACAUUAAAGAAAGUUCCAGCAAUGCGCACCAUGCACAGCAAUGGCGGAAAGAGGGAAGAAAAAGGAGGUGAGAUAAAUUCCAUAAAAUUCACACAGCAGACCAGUUUCAACAGGCGCUGCAAGGAGAAGGCUCAUUUCUUCGCCGAUCACUGAGCUGCGUGCGGCAUGUGUUCAUGGCUUGCCACCUCCGUGCCCCAUUCUGGAUUCCCAACUCUUACUCCUGAGGGCUGAGUUUUUGCUGGUCCCUGUUGCCAUAGCCUUCCACCAACUUUUGUCACCAGAUGUGGUAGGAUAGGGAGAGACCCUGGACUGUCCAAGCCACCCAAAGUUUACACCUCAAGGAGACAGUUAUUUUAUUCUCUGAUCAAAGCACUGCUUCAUUUUCUGUUAAGGAGAGAAAGGCCUAACAGGACCAAAAGGCAAACCUUUGUGCAUAGCUCCUUCCCUGCCAUUCUAGGCAGUGGUGCUCCCAUGUCCACCCCUCAGGCUCCCAACCUGUGGAUUCUGGUUUUGAGAAAACAGUACUCUCCACUGGCGACUGUUGCCACAUGCUGUAGGGUACCUGUGGCCCUAAGUGAUACCCAAGAAACCAGCUCACCAACCCACAAGGUCAUCUCCUUUGAGUACAGGGGUGAAUGGUGACCCCACUUUGUUACGAGGCACCUCCCUAAGGUCUUAGGCCUUUAGCUACAAAAUUAGUUUCUUGGUCAGAAGCAAUGAUAGCCAGUGAUAUGGCUCAGAUACAUAGCCUCCCCUCCCCCCAUUCAGGACAUUUAAUCCCCCCCAUGGGGGCCUAAGAGGGCAGAAACUUAAUCGACUUUGGUGUUCAGAGGGAGGCCUUUGCUGAGUGAUUAGGAUUAAAUAAAGUCAUCAGGACAGAGCCCCAUGUUUGAGGCUUGGAAUUUAUUUACUAUUUAUUUAUUUUGGUUUUUGAACAGGGUCUCACUAU